Eurypyga helias (sunbittern) is the source of this 1650-nucleotide messenger RNA. It is a transcript of the gene PPP2R3B, whose product is annotated as protein phosphatase 2, regulatory subunit B'', beta. The record is from RefSeq and is a predicted model, not a curated record. The annotation marks the transcript as partial. NCBI's taxonomy places the organism in Eukaryota, Metazoa, Chordata, Aves, Eurypygiformes, Eurypygidae. Gene Ontology annotation, biological process: protein dephosphorylation. Gene Ontology annotation, molecular function: protein phosphatase regulator activity; calcium ion binding. The transcript has 12 exons. Gene Ontology annotation, cellular component: protein phosphatase type 2A complex.
GUUCAGACAAAGAAGGAAGAAACUUUGCCACCAUCACUUAGUCAAAACAUUCCAACUUUCUAUUUUCCCCGAGGAUGUCCUAAGGAAAAAGUGAAUAUAGAUGCUGUGAUUGCCAAAAUUGAGAGAACUUUCUCAGAGUUUCCAAAUGAGAGGGCAACGUUAGAAGACAUGGGGAAGGUUGCAAAGGCUUGUGAAUGCCCACUUUACUGGAAAGGUCCUUUGUUUUAUUGUGCUGGAGGUGAACGAACAGGAUAUGUGUCAGUGCAUAAAUUUGUUGCAAUGUGGCGGAAAAUACUUCAGACCUGCUAUGAUGAUGCUGCAAAGUUUGUUCAUCUUCUAAUGAACCCUGGAUGCAACUACUUGGUGCAAGAAGACUUCAUUCCCUUUUUACAAGAUGUGGUGAAUAGUCAUCCUGGCCUGUCAUUUUUAAAAGAAGCAUCUGAAUUUCAUUCUCGGUACAUUACCACAGUUAUACAGAGAAUAUUUUAUACAGUAAAUAGGUCCUGGUCGGGGAAAAUAACUUGUAACGAGCUCAGGAAAAGCAACUUUUUGCAGAAUGUGGCAUUAUUGGAAGAGGAAGCUGAUAUUAACCAGCUGACAGAGUACUUCUCAUAUGAACAUUUUUAUGUUAUCUAUUGCAAAUUUUGGGAGCUGGAUACAGACCAUGACCUCUAUAUUGAUCGGAAGGAUUUAGCUCGACAUAAUGAUCAUGCUAUUUCAACUAGGAUGAUAGAGCGGAUCUUCUCAGGAGCAGUAACAAGGGGCAGAAAAGCACAAAAAGAUGGGAAAAUUAGCUACGCUGAUUUUGUCUGGUUUUUGAUAUCUGAAGAGGACAAGAAGACACCAACUAGCAUUGAAUACUGGUUUCGCUGCAUGGAUCUUGACGGGGAUGGUGCCUUGUCUAUGUAUGAAUUGGAGUAUUUUUAUGAAGAACAGUGCCAAAAACUAGAUAACAUGGCCAUAGAACCUUUGCCAUUUGAAGAUUGCUUGUGCCAGAUGCUGGAUCUCGUGAAGCCACAAUGUGAAGGAAAAAUCACUCUGCAUGACCUAAAGCGGUGUAAGUUGACAAAUGUCUUUUUCGACACGUUUUUCAACAUUGAAAAAUACCUUGACCAUGAGCAGAAGGAUCAGUUUUCUGUGCUGCGGGAUGGUGAAGGUGAAAGCCAGGAGAUCUCCGACUGGGAGAAGUACGCGGCUGAAGAGUACGACCUCUUGGUGGCAGAAGAAGCAGCAAGCGACCAGUGGAACGACGGGUACGAAGCAGAACUGAACCCUGCAGACCAUCAGAAGGCCAACGUCCUGAAGUACCAGAUGGAAAAACGACCCUUUUUUGAAAUGCCGUCCCAUCUGGCUGAUGUAGACCUGGAUGAAUACGACUACGAAGAGGACUUUGAGUAGUGGUUGCUCAGGGUGCAGAAGAGAAGGGACAGUCUGCAGCAGGUCUGCUACACACCUAUAGGUUUCAGUGGGGUUUGUUUCCAGGAAGUCAGCUGAGUCCUGUGCUAAAAGCAUUUAAUCACUACACUACCUUUUAAAUAAAAACGCGUUUGUAUGGAAUGGUGAAACUUUUUGUAUUUAUUCAGUAGCCCAUAGUUUGUAAAAUAGGUUAAAAUAUUUAUUUACAGAUGUUGCAUAAUUCCUUUUUGGAAG